Molecule: messenger RNA, 2316 nt
Organism: Dimorphilus gyrociliatus
Lineage: Eukaryota; Metazoa; Annelida; Polychaeta; Dinophilidae
Source: the annotation of a GenBank genome assembly
UUUCGGAGAAUACUGUCGAACAUUUCAAAGUCUGUAGCUAUGAGUGCUUCGUCGACAAGGUCCAAUGUCUUGUCAUAUGAGGAAUAUGUCAAAUCUGAUCGAGCCAAAGUAAUUCACUAUAAAUGUCGGGGUGGAGUAUACCAAAGAGGAGGAGAUAACAAAAUUCGCAGAGUAGAAGUUGAUGAUAGAGAUCUUUCGUGGCUUAUUGUUCCUAAAGAAGAAUACAGACCUCAGAUAUUUACAACAAAGUCUGUAAUGUUAGAUUCUAAAACACAAAAGAAACCUGUUUGGGCUGAUUACGAUGUUGGUACAAAAGAACUACAAGCUGCAAAAUGGAAUAGCUUCGAUAAUCUUGAUGGUAGCAGAAUAGAUAGGAGAAGUUACGAAUGUAAAUACAAGUUAGAAACAUUAAAUGGAACUUCGGUUCCUCUAAAUCCAAAAGGACGAACGGGUCUAAAAGGCAGAGGGGCACUUGGACGCUGGGGGCCAAAUCAUGCGGCUGAUCCAAUAGUCACCAGAUGGCAACCUGGAAAAAAGAGAGGCGAAAAAAGAGUCCUUGAAUUUAUUGCUAUACAGAGAAGAGAUACAGGAGAAUGGGCUAUACCUGGCGGGAUGGUUGAUCCUGGUGAACAAGUAAAUGUAACAUUAAGACGGGAGUUUGGAGAGGAAGCAAUGGCAUCUUUAGAAGUUCCACCUGAAGAGAGAGCACGAAUCCAGCAAAAUGUAGACGAAUUAUUUCGUAAAGGAGGAGAUAUGAUAUAUAAAGGUUACGUUGAUGAUCCUCGUAAUACUGAUAAUGCUUGGAUGGAAACGGAUGCUUAUAAUUUUCAUGACGAAAAUGGAAAUAGUGUAGCUAAAUUUAAAUUACACGCUGGUGACGAUGCUACUGGAGUUCAAUGGAUGGCAAUUACUAAAGAUAUCAGAUUAUACGCAAGCCAUGCCCAUUUUGUUCAAACUGUAGCUAGGAAAAGAGAGGCAGCAAUGACCUGAAGUUAGGAAUAAUCUAGGCUUUAUUUAAAAAGAAAGUCUAACUGUUACUAUUAUUCUCCUAAUUUAGCGUGCCUUGCAACGUAGCUUUAUGUAUUGAUGAAAAACAAAAUUAAACUCAUGCCUAAUUUCUCUCCUCAUUUAAAAAUCUUUGUUUAAUAUUCAAUUUUAUUAAUUACAAAGUAAAUCACAUUAUUACAAAAAAAUUCUCUCUCAUCCUUUUAUUGUAAUAUAUUUUCCAAUUAACUUAAAAAAUGUAAUAAUAACAAUCGCUACAAAAUUUAAUGAAGAGUUAAUAAAUCUAUCUUUGACUAAAGUUUAUAUUAUAAGUUUCUAUUCAAAGUAAAGAGCUAUAUCAUUCUUUAUACAAAUGAAAUUCAAUAUAAAAAAAGGAUAGGGGAAUGGUGGAAUAGCGGCGAAUUUGCCGGACUACUGUUUAUAAGUUCCAGCAGUUUUAGCAUAGAAUUCCCCAUCAGCCAGUGUAGAAUUCUAUUAGAAAAAUAUUCUUGUAGCAGAACAUUUAGCAAAAAAGUAUUAUAUUUACUCUAUUUAUUUCCAUUUGCCUUUUUUUGCUGACUAUUUCUUCAAUAAUUUCCCCUUCUCCCCUAAUUAGUCUAAAUGUUGAAAAAAUUAUUUGGUUUAUAAGCAAAAUGAAGAGUUCUUUCUUACCUAAUCCGUCCACUUUCGGGAUCAAAUUCUCGACGAAUUUCUUGAGAUUUUUUCUUCCACUCGUCAUAAGUCAUUGGACGCAUGAAAUUUUUGGGAGUCUCCUUAGUUUCGCCUUUAAAGAAACAAAUUGUUUGCUUAUGUUAUAUUUGUAUCAUAGAACUGCCAAGUUAAAAAAAAAAAAACGUAAUCUAGUGCGUGUGUUGUCGUGAAAAUGAUUAAUACACAAGAAAAAAAUGAAAUCUUUUUAUGUUUAGAGUAACGAAAGUAAUUACAAGGGAGCGAAUAGAAUAUUAAUUUUAUAACUUUGAAAGUUAUUUUGAAUUUCAUAGAAAUAUAAAAGUGUUUACGAACUUGCUGCUUUUGGUGCGUCAGGAGAGGAAUCUCUUUCUUUUUCAUCUCGCUUUUUAUGCUUUUUAGACUUUUUUUUAUGCUUAGAUUUUUUCGAAUGUUUAUGCUUCUUUUUCUCCUUUUUGUGCUUCUUUUUCUUCUUUUCGAUUUCAAAAGAACUGUCCGAACUUGUCGACCGGGAUGUGGAUGCUGUUUGUCUCCUACGCUUUCUACUUCUAUCUUCUUCAGGCGAGUCUCUGGAAAUAAAGGCUUAUUGAUAUUUUUUCUCUUAGUUUAAUUUAAAGCUAACGGUGUUGUCAUAAUUUAAUAGAA